CCGAGCAAGAAGAAGGAACUGUAACAGAGAACGCGAGAUUGGCGAGCAACGUUUGAUGAAUGACUAAUUUGUGGAAAGGCCGACGUAUACUCCUCAGAUUUUUCGACGUAGAUUUCGCAUGCAAAAAAAUUUGUUUCUUCGUAUAGUGGAGGCCAUUACUGCCAAUGACGAAUAUUUUCAACAAAUACCUGAUGCCACAGGUAGACAAGGUCUAUCACCGUUGGUGAAAUGUACUGGAGCAAUACGGGUGUUGGCGUAUGGUUCGUCAACUGAUGUUGUUGAUGAAUACUUGCGAAUGAGUGAAGCUGCAACAAGGAUAUUUCUAAUAAAAUUCGUAGAAGGUAUCAUUUCCUGCUUCAGUGACGAGUAUCUCAGAAGGCCUACUGAACAAGAUUUGGCAAGGUUGCUCUAUAUUGGGGAAGAACGUGGAUUUCCGGGCAUGAUUGGCAGUAUUGAUUGCAUGCAUUGGGAAUGGAAAAAUUGUCCAACUGGAUGGGCUGGGCAAUAUGCUGGGAGGAGCGGAAAACCAACAAUCAUUUUGGAAGUUGUUGCUUCAUAUGACUUAUGGAUAUGGCAUGCUUUCUUUGGGACUCCAGGUUCGUGCAAUGAUAUUAAUGUACUCCAUUGAUCUCCACUUUUUAGUGAUAUCUUAGAAGGUCGAGCACCAAAAGUUAAUUACGUUGUGAAUGGUCAUGAAAAUAAUAUGGCAUAUUAUCUCACCGACGGCAUAUACCCUCCAUGGGCCGUAUUUGUCAA
This is a messenger RNA of Salvia miltiorrhiza (redroot sage), 756 nucleotides long. RefSeq lists its product as uncharacterized. The transcript has a single exon. Bases 119 to 628 code for a protein of 169 amino acids. NCBI's taxonomy places the organism in Eukaryota, Viridiplantae, Streptophyta, Magnoliopsida, Lamiales, Lamiaceae. The record is from RefSeq and is a predicted model, not a curated record.